Molecule: messenger RNA, 1647 nt
Organism: Glarea lozoyensis ATCC 20868
Lineage: Eukaryota; Fungi; Ascomycota; Leotiomycetes; Helotiales; Helotiaceae
Product: alpha/beta-Hydrolase
Exons: 5
Coding region: 1-1647 (548 amino acids)
Biological process (GO): proteolysis
Molecular function (GO): serine-type carboxypeptidase activity
Source: RefSeq, a predicted model, not a curated record
AUGCGUGUUGUCAAUUCUCUUCUCCUGCUAGCUGCGGCUUCAUUUACUGUCGCUGUGCAAAGUCCUCACGAGAAAGCUUCCAAAUACGUUAAGAGGUCAACAGCUCCUUUGCACACGAAAGAUGCUCCUCGAGCUCGGUCAUAUUCGCAGUACUUGACCAAUUCCACUUCCAAGUUCUCAGUGAACGGUAGUGCUCUACCAGAAGUCGAUUUUAACAUUGGCGAGUCGUAUGCCGGAACAUUACCAAUUAGCGAAAAUGAGUCGGACAUAAAUCGUUUGUGGUUCUGGUUCUUCCCUUCAACGAACCCACUUGCUUCGAAAGAGAUCACAAUUUGGCUCAAUGGCGGACCAGGUUGCAGUUCUUUAGAUGGAUUGUUUCAAGAGAAUGGACCUUUCUUGUGGCAGUCAGGAACAUAUGCACCAGUCGUCAAUCCAUACUCUUGGGUGAACUUGACAAACAUGAUCUAUAUCGAUCAGCCUGUUAGCACUGGCUUUUCUCCUGGAAAUAUCACAGUCAAUGACGAGCAUGAUGUUGCAACUCAGUUCAUGGGCUUUUGGAAAAACUUCAUUGAGACUUUUGCCAUGCAAGGUUACAAAGUAUACGUCACCGGAGAAUCGUAUGCUGGUCAAUAUAUCCCAUACAUUGCUUCAGCAAUGUUAGACGCGGAAGAUGAGAUAUAUUACAAUGUCAAAGGUGUGAACAUUAUGGAUCCAUCGAUCAACGAUGACAGCAUUUUGAUGUAUACACCUGCACUUCCUGCUCUCAAGAAGUACCAAUCGGUAAUUGGUAUUAAUGAUACCUACAUGGCCGUUCUCGAAGAAACAGCCUUGACCUGCGGCUACACAGACUACUACGCUGAAUACUUCAACAUUUUCCCUCCGAAGGGCCCAUUACCUCCAGGACCUGACUACAGACGUAAGGGUUGUGACAUCUAUGACGAUAUUUACAAUGCAGUUUAUUAUGUCAACCCAUGUUUCAACAUCUACCAUCUCACAGACUUUUGUCCAUUUUUGUGGGACGAGCUUGGAUUCCCAUCUUUAGGAACGGGCCCAAACAACUACUUCAACCGCACUGAUGUCCAAAAAGUGAUCAACGCACCCCCAACCGACUACUUCAUUUGCGGCGGCGGGCCAAACCUCUUCCCACACCACGACAAAUCCGUUCCCUCAGCUCUUGGGCCUCUUCCAUCCGUGAUCGAGCGCACAAACAACACCAUAAUCUCCCACGGUGACCUCGAUUUCCUCCUCUUCACGGAAGGCACUCUAACCACGAUCCAAAACAUGACAUGGAACGGUCUCCAAGGCUUCCAGUCCGCCCCACCAGCCACCGACAACCUAUUCGUUCCGUAUCACCAAUCUCUCGGCGAAAUUCAGGAAUAUGUCAACGGCGCAAUUCCACAUUCUCCCGCUUUCACGGAUACAGCUGGGUCGGGCUUACAAGGCAAAUGGCACACAGAGAGAGGUCUUACUUUUGUAAGGGUGACUUUGGCUGGGCAUGAGAUUCCGCAGUAUACGCCCGGAGUGGCGUACAGACAGUUGGAGUUUCUGUUGGGGAGGAUUGAUAAUUUGAGUCAGAUGGGCGAUUUUACGACGGGGCCGCAGGGGAAUUAUACGGGGUCUACGGCGCCUUUGAGGAGGGGUGUGUGA